UUUUGCCUGGCUCCUCAAGCCAGCCAGGCGGCGAUAGGAAGUGGGCACGACCCGCUCAUUCUCCUAUUUAGCUCCUCCCACACACGUACAUUGGCCAUGGUCGCGCCCGGGACUGCCACGUGUCAAGUCUGCUUUGACGAAGCCGACGCCGUCGUCACACAGAUCUGCCGCACCGCCUGUCCCGCGGUCCUCUGCACGUCGUGCAUCGAAGCCUUCCUCAACGUCCAGGCCGAGUCGGCGCUCUACGGCGUGCUCACCAAGCUCAAGUGCCCGAUCUGCAUUCGGCCCACCAACAUGGUUCGCUGGCGCGAGCGGCUAGGGAAGGCUGCUAACCUCCUUGGACCGUUCGAAUCAAAGGUGCUAUCGGCGUGCGACGUCAAGUGCCCCAACUGCCACAACAACAACUCGAUGCUGCCAGCACGGCGCGACUCGGUCCGGCCGCUCAAACUGCCGACGCACCUCGCACAACAGAUUCCGGAGCUCCAGACGCGCUGCGGCCAGUACUGCCGUCACCGCCACUCGGCCGACGCACUUUACAACUACGUCCGCGCAACGUUUCCGGGCCACGACGAUGCCAUUCUGAACGCAAUGUUGCCGCUCAUCCACGACGUCGAACGCCGCGCGACGCUCUUCCUUCGCUGGCGCCGCGACGCACCGUUCAUUCAGUCGCCGUGCUGCAAAGCCGACUUGUGCUUUGCGUGCAAGGUCGGCGGGCACCACUUGGGGCAGCCGUGCGCGCCGGUCGAGGCCAUCGACGACAUUGCGCAGUGUCCUGGCUGCAAGCUGCACCUCGUCAAGGGCGACGGCUGCGACUCAAUGAACUGCUUUUGCGGCAUGUACUUUUCGUGGUCCUCGGAGCGCAUGGCUUUUCAGUUCCAGUGCGUGCGGCCCGAAGUCCUCUCCAAGCUGCGGAUCCUCGUGCGCCGGCACAAGCCGCGUCUCUGCUGGUCUGUCAUCCAGCGGCACCUGCCGGCCAGCGAGGGCUUCUACCGCCUGCACUUGGCCGAACACGAGCGUUAUGCCUCGGGCAAUACGCUCGCGCCGUGGCUUGGUACCAACGGCAUUGAGCUCGGCAUGUCGAUCGAGUCUCUCGCCGCGCUCAAGCCCGACUUGUGGAGCGCCGACGGGCUCUUUGAUGGCGCGCCGGUCGCCCCGGAAGUCACCAACUAUAGUUGCCGAUACAUCUGGAUCAACUUUGACAAAGUGGCCGACCUCUUUCCGAGCCUGCCGCCGAAGGCAACGUACGACUGCGGGAGCUACGUAUGCUUUAUGUUUGACACAACCAACGCCCUCCGCCUCCUCUCGCUGCGCUUCUACCCGCUGUACAUGCACCGGUGGAAGAAGCCCGACUACGCCCCGCUCCUUGCGUACUUUUCAACGCUGCUUGGUGGCCCCGGCCGCCAAGAAGACACGCUCGUCGACCAUGCGCAUACGGUCGUGUCGGUCCAGGACGUGAAUGGGACGCCGCACGUCGAGUUUGUGGACGCGCGGGCGCCACCCGAGAUCAAAGACCGCUCGUUCACGCCGUACCUCAAGGACCAGCGUCUUCGCGACGUGAUUCUGCCAGCGUGCAAGCGGUUGGACGUGCGCCGGGCCAUGCGUGCGGUCCAGCGCCAUCUUCGGACGGCCGUGUGGAAGCGCAAGUGGGGCUACGUCAUGGCCGAGAUCGAGGCAGCAGAUGUCACAGCGCGCGCCAAGGCGUUCUGGGCCAACUACUGGGCGACGCUGCCCGCCAGCGACAAAUAUGCACUCGAUGACGACAUGAACAGUAUUUUUGCGAUCGGUUUGGACGAAUAAACUACUAUUUUGUGUGUUU
Saprolegnia diclina VS20 is the source of this 1816-nucleotide messenger RNA. RefSeq lists its product as hypothetical. The coding region runs from base 97 to 1797 and encodes 566 amino acids. The record is from RefSeq and is a predicted model, not a curated record. Lineage: Eukaryota; Oomycota; Saprolegniomycetes; Saprolegniales; Saprolegniaceae. The transcript has a single exon.